Malassezia pachydermatis is the source of this 1509-nucleotide messenger RNA. Its product is annotated as cytochrome c oxidase assembly protein cox15. Gene Ontology annotation, biological process: heme A biosynthetic process. Gene Ontology annotation, cellular component: mitochondrial inner membrane. The record is from RefSeq and is a predicted model, not a curated record. Gene Ontology annotation, molecular function: oxidoreductase activity, acting on NAD(P)H, heme protein as acceptor. NCBI's taxonomy places the organism in Eukaryota, Fungi, Basidiomycota, Malasseziomycetes, Malasseziales, Malasseziaceae. The transcript has a single exon. Bases 1 to 1509 code for a protein of 502 amino acids.
AUGCUGCGCCCAGUGCGCAUGCUUACAGCCCUGAGCACGUCACGUAUGUGUACACGCCUCUCACGGAGCGCGGUGGCCACACCGAUGUGGACGGCAGCUCCGGCGCGAUCCCUCCACGUCCGUGCGGCCGUGCCGCUGCAUGCCAAGAGCAUCACGCCUGUGCGCACCGUAGCACGUACGGCUUCGAUGCCUGUCAGGAACAUGCUCCGCCUGUACUCCAAUGCGUCUUUUUCUGGGCCAGAAAAGCUGGUCUUCCCACCCACCACGAGCAAGGUGGUCGCAUACCAUUUGCUUGCGUCGGCAGCCCUAGUCUUCCUUAUUAUUAUUGUUGGCGGUAUUACGCGUCUUACCGAGUCGGGUCUCUCUAUUACGGAGUGGAACCCCGGCUUGAAAGGUAUGCGUCUUCCUCAGACGGACGAAGAGUGGAAUGCGGAAUGGGAUAAGUACAAGCAAUCGCCGGAAUUCAAGAUGCUGAAUUCGAAUAUGACGCUCGAAGAUUUCAAGUCGAUCUUUAUGUGGGAAUGGUCGCACCGUAUUCUUGGUCGGUUUAUUGGUACCUUCUUUGUUCUUCCUGCUGCUCUUUUCUGCCUUCGUCGUGGUAUGGUCACGCCCGACAUCAAGAAGAAGCUGUUGCUCAUUGCUGCUGGUAUUGGUUUCCAAGGUUUCCUUGGCUGGUUCAUGGUGGCAAGUGGUCUGCAGAACCCCUAUGAAAAUGAGCCACUGACAUCGCAGCCUCGCCCCGACUGGACGCCGCGUGUGGAUCAUUUCCGGUUGGCGGCGCAUCUGGGUACGGCGUUUGCUGUGUACAUGGGUAUGGUCUACACGGCCAUUUCGAUCCUGCGCGACAAUGCCGUCGUGAAGCAAAUGAAGGCAUCGCCGGAUCAGCAGGAUGCUAUCGUGUCCAAGUUUUUGAACUCGCUGACCAACCCUGCUGCUCGUAAGUUCCGCAUGGUGGCUAUGGGCAUGCUGGCCCUUGCCUUCACUACGGCGAUGUACGGCGCGUUUGUCGCUGGUCUGGAUGCUGGCUUGGUAUACAGUGAGUUCCCCUUCAUGGGCGAGAAGCGUUUACUACCACCUAAGGACGAGCUGCUGGACCCACGUUACUCAGUGCGUACCUCGGAUGGCAGCACACCAUCCUCCUCGUACAUGGUGAUGGGCAACGUGACACAGAACCCUGUGACGGUGCAGGCGAUUCACCGGUACCUGGGUCUCACGACUUUGACGGCUGCUUUCCUUUUCAUGCGGUACGCAUCGCGCAACAAACUGCAACUUCCGCCUGCCGCGUCUCGGUUUGCCAAGGGCGCGGCGCACAUGUCGGCUACACAGGCUCUUUUGGGUAUUGCGACACUGAUCUAUAUGGUUCCGAUUUCCCUGGCAUCGCUGCACCAGGGUGGUGCCGUGGUUGUUUUGACCAUGCUAACGGGUGUCUUGGCCGUGACACGCAAGCCUAGCCAGGCAAUCAACGCGUUUGGGCAUGCCCGUCGACAAGCCGCAUCUCUUCGUACAUAG